Molecule: messenger RNA, 1281 nt
Organism: Exophiala bonariae
Lineage: Eukaryota; Fungi; Ascomycota; Eurotiomycetes; Chaetothyriales; Herpotrichiellaceae
Exons: 2
Coding region: 1-1281 (426 amino acids)
Source: RefSeq, a predicted model, not a curated record
AUGGGUGACGCUGGGCCGCCAACCCCUCCGCCUUCAUUGGCGCAAGACGUCGAGUCGAUAAGCGGGAUCGAAGCAGAUCAUAGUGCCCCGUUGAGAGAAAUCAAGGUGCUUGUUACUGGCUUUGGGCCGUUCAAAUCAUUCCUGAUAAAUCCAUCAUGGCUCAUAACCUCCGCAUUACCCGAAGAAAUUCUUCCACACAGCUCCUACCCAUCCGAUGAAUCGUCUGCAAUCAAGCCUUACAGGAUCCGUAUAACCAUCAAUCCAUCUCCCGUGCGAGUAGCAUAUAACACCGUCAGCACCGCAUUCCCGGACCUACUUGCACAACACAAUCCUGAUUUUGUGUUACACAUCGGUAUGGCAGGCGGGCGCGACUGCUAUUCCCUAGAGACGCGAGGGCAUCGCGACGGAUACCGGAUCAAGGAUGUUGACGAUAACGAUGGAUUCUCUUGUGGCGAGCUUGUUUGGAAGCGAGAGGGUGUGCCAGACUGUUUACUCGUGCAUUGGGAUGAAGAUGAUGUAUUGCGAAGAUGGGAACAGGGUGUCGAGAAAGGUUUGUCAGAGCGUGGUUUCUUGGCUGGCGGUAGUACUCCGGCCCCCGCGGCGAACACCACCAUUCCACUACCAAAGGGUUUUACAGGCCCAAUAAGAACCGUCUGGGGCACAGUAGCCGGAUCAGUGUCUCGUGCUGAAGAGAACCGGAAGAAGGGCGUUGUCAAGCUUUCCCGGGACGCUGGAAGGUUUCUUUGUGAAUAUGCAUUUUUUGAGAGUCUGAGUCGCCGAUGGAUCGAUGCCAUGCGCUACAAUACUCCUGACGAUGGUAAAGCAUCUCCGACAUCGAGUGCUGCUGAAACUGUCAUACCAGACUCGGCAAACAGCGCGGGUGACUCUAGCAACCACAAACGAGCUCUCGCACUUGAGCGCCUGGGCAAAGUUGCUUUCCUUCACGUCCCCGGCCGGACGGGGGUCGACGACAUCAACCUAGGAGUCAUGAUCGCCGAAGAAGCGAUCCGCGCUCUCGUGGGCAGCUGGGAAGACGGCUAUCGGCGGGAUCGGAAGGCGAAGAUCACGCAAACGGCAUCCUCGGGCUUGAAGGAUGGAGAGGUAGCGAAGAAAUUCACAGACCAGAAUUCCGAGAUCGACACCGGCGUUGCCAGUGUGGGUGGCAGUGGAAAUGGGAAUGGAAGCACUCCGACAGUGGCCGUCAUUCAAGGGGAGGUCACGUUGAUGCCGGGUGUUGGUGUGGGUAUUGAGGAUCUGGGGAGGGUUAAGUGGAAGAGCUGA